Neurospora hispaniola is the source of this 1416-nucleotide messenger RNA. Its product is annotated as endo-1,4-beta-xylanase. The record is from RefSeq and is a predicted model, not a curated record. Gene Ontology annotation, biological process: carbohydrate metabolic process. The transcript is spliced from 3 exons. NCBI's taxonomy places the organism in Eukaryota, Fungi, Ascomycota, Sordariomycetes, Sordariales, Sordariaceae. Gene Ontology annotation, molecular function: hydrolase activity, hydrolyzing O-glycosyl compounds. The coding region runs from base 99 to 1088 and encodes 329 amino acids.
UGCUGAAGUCAGGAGCUGAACGUUAGACGAAGCAUCCUUUCCAUCGAAUCCUCAAGCCUCAUCAAUCCUUUCGGUUCACAGGUUCAGAUCUCUUCACUAUGAAGGCCAGUCUCAUGAUGCUGUUGGCGCCUCUGGCGGCCAUGGCAGCACCCACCCCCGACAACUUGGAGGCUCGUCAGGCCAGCCAGAGCAUCGACGCUCUGAUGAAGGCCAAGGGCAAGCUCUACUUCGGUGCCUGCACCGACCAGGGCCGUCUCACCUCGGGCAAAAACGCGGCCAUUUUGCAGCAGAAUUUCGGCCAGGUCACGCCUGAGAACAGUAUGAAGUGGGAUAGCAUUCAACCCCAAAGGGGCCAAUAUAACUUUGGUCAGGCGGACUACCUCGUCAACUGGGCCACCGCCAACAACAAGACUAUCCGUGGCCAUACCUUCCUCUGGCACUCGCAGCUUGCCAGUUGGGUCAACAACAUCCGCGAUAAAAACCAGUUGACCACGGUUCUCCAGGAACACAUCACCACUGUCAUGACCCGCUACAAGGGCAAGAUCUAUGGCUAUGACGUCGCCAACGAAAUCUUCAAUGAAGACGGCUCCCUCCGCAGCAGCAUCUUCUACCAGGUCCUCGGCGAAGACAUGGUCUCGAUUGCCUUCAAGGCGGCCCGGGCAGCUGACCCGAACGCCAAGUUGUACAUCAACGAUUACAACCUCGACAGCCCCAACUACGCCAAGGUAACCACAGGCAUGGUCCAGCACGUCAACAAGUGGGUCGCCGCCGGUGUGCCCAUCGACGGCAUCGGUACUCAGGGCCACAUCAGUGCCGGAGGCGGUAGCAACCUCGCCGCCGCCAUAAAGGCGCUUGCUGCUGCCAACGUGAAGGAGGUUGCUGUUACGGAGCUCGAUAUUCAGGGUAACAACGCUGGCGAUUAUGCUACUAUCACCAAGGGAUGCUUGAGCGAGCCCAAGUGUGUCGGUAUCACUGUUUGGGGUGUUCGUGACCCUGACUCGUGGAGACCCAAUGGCAACCCGCUCCUUUUCGAUGCCAACUGGAACCCCAAGGCUGCCUACAACUCUAUUGUCCAGGCUCUUCAGUAAGCGAGGCGGGUGGUGAACAUUCAUUGCAGUGUUUGGAUUGUAUGGUCGCUGUCAUUGCCAUGAGGAAGAGGUUGUAUAUUUCCAAUCAAUGUUAAUCCAAAAGUCAGGUCACCUUUCCAGGCAGUCAAAAAACAGAACACCGUGUUGGGGGGGUGACAAGUAUGUCGGCAAUAACCUGGGAGUGAAAUGCUAGCUACCGAAUCUACAAAUUUUGCAAGUCCUGGCAUUCCCCAUAUCAAGUUCAGUUAUUGGGUUUGAUCAAAUCCGCAAAAAGUAUACACUCACUAGUUUCUCCACGUGGAUUAAAUCAUCCAUCUUUACAUCUGGC